Molecule: messenger RNA, 1659 nt
Organism: Caenorhabditis remanei
Lineage: Eukaryota; Metazoa; Nematoda; Chromadorea; Rhabditida; Rhabditidae
Exons: 7
Coding region: 1-1659 (552 amino acids)
Biological process (GO): protein dephosphorylation
Molecular function (GO): protein tyrosine phosphatase activity
Source: RefSeq, a predicted model, not a curated record
AUGUACAGAUACAACAGAAAAGCACAGCAAAACGUGACAAACAAACCAAAGUCCAAUGAAGGAAGCAACAAUUCAAAGACGUCGUCCGCAUCUUCUGGACCUCCCUCAUCGGCAUCGUCUGCGUCUUCAUCGCAUCAGAAAAGACAACAACCGAAGAGUGAUUCGGAUUCGAAGAGUGAAAAGUCUUUGAAAAACCCUCCACCACGAAAACGGGUUCAACCAACUCUCAUUCAUGCCCCAAAAACGAGAUCUCCUGAUCGAGAUAAACGAAAAACAGUGCAGAAUGUUGGGAGAGGAGUUGUCAAUCGAAUGCCAUUCACCCCAAACAAAAAACAACAACAAUCCACGUCGACUCCUCCAACAUCCGAAAUGUGGAAAAAGUCCGAGUUGAGAAGCGACCGUAUCGACAGUGAAUUUGAAAAAUCGGCGAUCAAAUCGAAAUCCAAAGGGCGUCUUUCAAAUUCAGAGAGUGGAAGUAACGAAUCAGUUCAUUCAAAUCUAAAGAAACCAAAUCAACAGAAGGUAGCACCCGCGAGAAUAAUCAAAAGUGAUCGAUCGUUAAUUGGAUUAGAUGGAGAGACAGAGCAGCCAGACCAUCCGAGAACUGGUAGAAGUCGUUCGGCACAAAGAAGACAAUCUUAUGACUCUCCAAGUUCUCGCAGGGACAAAUCAAUGGAGGAUAGUGUGUCCGAGACAAAGGAGUCUAUUUCUUUGGCUGAUGACGAAGAAGCGAAAGACGAAUAUCGAAAGUUGUUCCGAGAAUUAGCAAUGAACACUCAGAAACUAACAUUGGAUGAUUUGAAAGAUGAAUUCAGUCAACUUCCUGGAGAUCCACCAGUUGAACAAUGCUCUGUGUUCAAUAUGCCUGUUAACAACAAGAAGAAUCGUUUUUACAAUAUUCCGUGCCUCGACAGUUCUCGUGUUCGUCUCACAUUCAUGGCAAACAAAACUAUUCCAUCCACAGAUUACAUUCACGCAAAUUACAUCAGAAGUCCCUUUUUGAAACGUGGAUAUAUUCUAACUCAAGGGCCAAAAAAGGAGACAAUUGCUGAUUUCUGGCGAAUGGUUUGGCAAGAGAGAUCUAAUGCAAUAGUCAUGUUGUGCCAGUUCGUGGAGACAAAUCGGGAAAAAUGUGUUGAGUAUUUUCCAAGAAAUGCCAAUUGUUCACUUCGAUUUGAUAAACUAAUUGUGACAUUCGAAGAAGCUAUCGUUAACAAAAGUGUUGUUUCAACUCGUUUGAAUUUGUCUUAUGAAGGAGAAUCCCGUUUGAUCACUCAUCUUCAAUGGAAAGAAUGGCCAGAUUAUCAAGUUCCUGGAUCUUCAGAAGUCAUGCUCAAAAUUCUCCGAAAAAUUCGAGCAAGAACCACUACACCCAUUAUUCAUUGUGCUGCCGGAGUUGGAAGAUCUGGAACAUUAGUUGCUAUUGAAAUCGCUUUGCAAUGUAUUAAUACUCAUUUUAAACUUCCUGAUAUCAAGCAGAUAGUGACGGAUCUUCGUCUUUACGGGCGUGCAACUUCUGUACAAACUCUUCAACAAUACAUGCUCAUCUGGAAAGUUCUUCUUGAUUUUGGAGUCUCAAAUAAAUUGAUUUCGGAGGAAUUAACCACCACAUUUGCAUCCACAUACCGUCAAUCUCUUCGUAAAGUCAAUAUGUCUUGA